CAGUCAUCCAUAAUCACCAGAAGAAGGUUUGCUGCCAUGUGGUGUUUGAACCUGGAACAAAUAUUAUAAUAUUUUAGGGUAAAUUUGUGGCGAUUAAACGCAGCGGAACACAACGAUUUUGAUGACACCGAGGGAAGCUUAAAGGAAAGAAAAAUGCAGCACGACGACGUUAUCUGGGACGUUAUUGGGAACAAACAUUUCUGCUCCUACAAAGUCAAGACGAAAACUCAAAACUUCUGUCGUAAUGAGUUCAACAUCACUGGUCUGUGUAACCGCUCAUCGUGCCCGCUGGCCAACAGCCAGUAUGCCACCAUCAGAGAGGAGAAAGGUCAGUGCUUCCUGUACAUGAAGGUGAUCGAGAGGGCGGCGUUUCCUGCGAGAAUGUGGGAGAAGGUGAAGCUGAGUAAGAACUACGAAAAGGCCCUGGAGCAGAUCGACGAGAACCUGAUCUACUGGCCCCGCUUCAUCAGACACAAGUGCAAGCAGAGGUUCACCAAGAUCACGCAGUACCUGAUCCGCAUGCGCAAACUGGUCCUGAAGAGGCAGAGGAAGCUGGUUCCCCUCAGCAGGAAGGUGGAGCAGCGGCUGAAGAGGCACGAGGAGAAGGCUCUGAUCGCGGCUCAGCUGGAUAACGCUAUCGAGAAGGAGCUGCUGGAGCGACUCAAGCAGGGAACGUACGGUGACAUCUACAACUUCCCGCUACAUGCCUUCGACAAAGCUCUGGAACAGCAGGACGAAGAGUCGGAGUCCGAGGAGGAGGACGAGGAGGACGUCGAGACGAGAGAGUUUGUUGCAGAAGAAGAGCUGGAGGAGAGUGACCUCAGUGACUUUGAGGAGAUGAACAAACUGAAGACGAGCAGUGACGAGGAGGAGCAGGAAGACGGUGAGGAGUCCAGCGAGGAGGAGAUGGAAGUGGAGGUGGAGACGACAGCCUCCAAAUCAAAAGGCAAAUUGCUGGCUAACGGUUCGCUGCCCAGGAAGAAGCGGGCCUACGUAAAGAUUGAAUACGAACAUGAAACAGAACCCGCCCCCAAGAGCAGAGCCACGUAGAGCUGUCAAACUGAAUGCCAGCAUUAUGAGACUCUCCAGCAGAGGGCGCACUCCGACACGGGGCCAUCUGUCAUACGCCGCCUUUUGCAUGCUGUCAUCAUGCUCAUGUUUGGAAUUUACUUUCUGUGCACAGUGGGUGUGGCUGAGUGCUCGUUCACACUGUGGCGUUUUGUUCUGCGAUUGUUGUGUGGAGCAAAUCACCAUAAAUGCAAUGGUAUUGAAGUCUGUUCAGAGCUGAAACGCAGCUUCAGCCACUGGCAGUUUCACAGAUUUAUUUA
This is a messenger RNA of Thalassophryne amazonica, 1328 nucleotides long. RefSeq names its product MAK16 homolog (S. cerevisiae) (gene mak16). Lineage: Eukaryota; Metazoa; Chordata; Actinopteri; Batrachoidiformes; Batrachoididae. Gene Ontology annotation, cellular component: nucleolus; preribosome, large subunit precursor. The record is from RefSeq and is a predicted model, not a curated record. Gene Ontology annotation, biological process: maturation of 5.8S rRNA; maturation of LSU-rRNA.